Molecule: messenger RNA, 1044 nt
Organism: Dermatophagoides pteronyssinus (European house dust mite)
Lineage: Eukaryota; Metazoa; Arthropoda; Arachnida; Sarcoptiformes; Pyroglyphidae
Product: protein PFC0760c-like
Source: RefSeq, a predicted model, not a curated record
AUGUCUCAUCAUUCAUUAUCGCAAUACGGUAAUUAUAUACCGACACCACCACAACCGCCACCAUCAUGGCCAAAUUAUUUUAAACAUUCAAAUAAUAAACGUCAACAUUUUUGCAAAACAAUCGUAAGAACUGUUGAUGAUGCAACCGCUCACUUGACAAAUAUUCAUAGAAUAGAGCAAACAACUAUUGAUUAUGAAAAUAAAACAAAAGAAGAAGAAAAAUCGAUACUUGUCGAAUCCAAAAUUGAUGAUGAUUUUUCCAAUAAAUAUGAUCAAAAAGAUUGUGAUGAUGGUGAUGAAUUAACAUCAUCACAAAAUCAUUUUCUUCAUGAUGAUACUGAUAGUGAUCUCUAUCAUGAACGAUUCAACAAUACUUUAUCAUCAUUCUCUAUUGAAUCGGAAAAUAAAUUGGAUAAUACAAUCGAAUUAUCAUCGGAUGUGGAAGAAAUAGAAGAAACAAUUGUUGAUGACCAUCAAUCAGCAGGAACGAUAUUUACAUUGACGAAUAAUAAUGAUGAUGAAGAUUUUUCAAAUGAAUAUGAUCAGAAUAUUGAAAAUGAAAAAUCGGAUGAUUUAUUCGAAGCAACAACCAAAUCGAAAACAACAAAUGAUCCUUUUACCAAAAAUAAUGAUAAUCAAAAAACUAUCGAAAAUUUUCCAAACGACGAAUCAUCAUCAUCAUCAACAACAAAUGAUCCUUUUACCAAAAAUAAUGAUGAUCAAAAAACUAUUGACAAUUUUUCAAACUACGAAUCAUCAUCAUUAUCAUCAUCAUCACAAUUAAUUAUUGAAUCAUCCGAAGUGGAAGAAGUAGAAGAAGCAAUUGUUGAUGACCAUCAAUCAACAAAUGAUGAAGAUAAUAAAACAAAGGAAAAAUCAUUAACGACAAGGUCGAAUUCAACUAUUGUCGAAUUUGAAUAUGAUCAAGUGAAAAAAAAAAUUAGUUCCUUUCUUGGCCGAAUUAUACCGUGGAAGUAAUUAUAAAAAUAUUCCACCUAAAUGUAAAGAUUGUUUUAAAAUAUUUAAAACCGUGAAAGAUUUAAG